AUGACACGAGCGGAAGUGAGGAAAUCCUUUUCCCAGAAGCAUGGAGAGAUGAAACAGCAGAAAAUGAAGAUAUCCAUCGGAAGAAUGGACGAAGAUCUGAAGCGGGGCAAAGUGAAGAAAGUGAAUAAAGUUAGUGACAAAGAGAUAAAGCAGGAGAAGGAGAAGAAAUCCGCUGCCAAAGUGAAUGGAGAUACGAAGCAGGAGGAAUUAACGCAUUUCACUGCCCAAGUGGAUGAAAAGAGGAAGCAAAAGAAAGUGAAGAGGUCCUUGCCUGAAGUGAAUGAAAAGAUGAAGCAGGAGGAAUUAACGCAUUUCACUGCCCAAGUGGAUGAAAAGAGGAAGCAAAAGAAAGUGAAGAGGUCCUUGCCUGAAGUGAAUGAAAAGAUGAAGCAAGAGGAUGUGAGGAAAUUCGCUGCCAAUGAAGGAGAUGAAGCAGGUGAAGCAGAAGCCUGA
Molecule: messenger RNA, 453 nt
Organism: Ostertagia ostertagi
Lineage: Eukaryota; Metazoa; Nematoda; Chromadorea; Rhabditida; Trichostrongylidae
Source: the annotation of a GenBank genome assembly